GUAAAUUAUGGAUCCAUAGUCUACCACUCAUAACAGUGUGGGAAGGUAAAUUACCAAUCCGGUAGCGCACCCUCAGUGGCGAAAAACCUAUCCAAAAGGCUGGGAGGAGAGAUCUAAAACCCAGAAUUUUCAUCCCAUCAUAUUUUCUGAAAAUCGGUCCACUCAACCUCCUUCUCCCCAUACUUAAUCUACCUUGCUAUUCAAAAUGCCCCCACCAAUAAACACGGACCAGCUAACCAACCAAAUCGAUCACCGUGUGUUCCGGAUCCGUGAGAAUGGAGGCCCCGCAAACGAUAUCGUGCCGACCGAAUCUACCACUAAUCAGCGAAGGCGGACGUCCAUUGCUUUGGCUCUUGGCGAUGCGCACCCCCGCGCAGAACUGGAGGCUUCGAGACGGCAGUUCGUUGAUUAUGACGGAUUGUCGUGGCCGAGUUCGGGCACGAGGGAAAGGUUAGAAGCUACGCCAGCCGAGGCGGAAGCUAGGCUUGAGAAGUUGUCUGGGGCAAUUAGGACGAUACUAGAAUGUAUUGGCGAAGACCCCGACCGCGAGGGUCUCCUAGAGACACCCUCCCGAUACGCAAAAGCGAUGCUAUACUUCACGAAAGGUUACGAGGAGAACCUCAAGCUAAUCAUCAAUAACGCCGUUUUCCGGGAAGACCACGACGAAAUGGUAAUAGUCAAAGACAUUGAAAUCUACUCCAUGUGCGAACACCACCUGGUCCCUUUCACCGGGAAGAUGCACAUCGGCUACAUUCCACGGGGCAAAGUUCUAGGCCUCUCCAAGUUCGCUCGUAUAGCGGAGAUGUUUGCCCGACGCUUGCAGCUACAAGAGCGCCUAACGAAGCAGGUUGCUGUGGCGAUCGAGGAGAUUUUGGAACCCCUGGGAGUCGCGGUGGUCAUGGAGAGUGCACACUUGUGCAUGGUCAUGAGGGGCAUAGAGAAGACGACGGCUACUACAACCACUAGUUCUAUGCUUGGGUGCUUUAGGAAGAGGACUAGGACCAGGGAGGAAUUUCUGAGACUGGCGUUGAAUAGUACGAGAUAGGUGUUUGGUCAUUUCUUUCAUUUUUUUCACCUGGUUUUUUCUGUUUACAUGGGAUUUUGCUAGAGGUGCUGGGUGGGUGUAUUGUUGGAAGCUGUCCUCUUGGGAUAUUUUGGUGGGCAGUGCGUGGCUUGGUUAUAUUCACUUUAGUUUCGGUAGUCAAAAAUACGUGGGCUGGAGGGGCUAGACAAUAUAAGAGAUGUUAUAUGC
This is a messenger RNA of Tuber melanosporum (Perigord truffle), 1252 nucleotides long. RefSeq lists its product as uncharacterized. The transcript has 5 exons. NCBI's taxonomy places the organism in Eukaryota, Fungi, Ascomycota, Pezizomycetes, Pezizales, Tuberaceae. Gene Ontology annotation, biological process: tetrahydrofolate biosynthetic process; tetrahydrobiopterin biosynthetic process. Gene Ontology annotation, molecular function: GTP binding; zinc ion binding; GTP cyclohydrolase I activity. The record is from RefSeq and is a predicted model, not a curated record. Gene Ontology annotation, cellular component: cytoplasm. Bases 206 to 1045 code for a protein of 279 amino acids.